Phoenix dactylifera (date palm) is the source of this 1470-nucleotide messenger RNA. Its product is annotated as reticulon-like protein B12. Lineage: Eukaryota; Viridiplantae; Streptophyta; Magnoliopsida; Arecales; Arecaceae. Gene Ontology annotation, biological process: response to bacterium. The record is from RefSeq and is a predicted model, not a curated record.
UAAACAAAGCAUAUACAUGCGGCAGCUUGGUUCGGCGGUAUGGAGGAGUCCAUGGAUGAGUUCUUCUUUAUAUACGUGGAAGGGUUGUAUCUUAAUUGAUUUUGGUUUCUGCUAUACUUUUAUCUCUCGCAAUUCGCAAUUCACUGAUGAUGAUGCAAUUGAGCUCACUCUUGUUAACCACCAUAUAAUGGCAUCACUGAAAAAAUAUCCAUGAACGCAAGGGGGCCCGAAGCUGACGCCCUGGUUUUCUUUCCAAGCUGGCACCUCUUGCAUCCUUCGCGUGCGAUCGACGUUGGAGGGGGAGUAGAGGAAAGGAAAAGGGUCGAGGAGAAAGUUGGUUUCCCGAAAAAUCGGAAUCAGUCUUGUGUUUUUCAAAUCGAUGGGGAGAAAGGAGUGGCUGGAGUCAGAUUCCACCAGCCCCACCACCCCACUUUCCCCUCUCAGAUCCAUUCCAUUACCCUUCGCAACACCGAGACAAAGGAAACGGAACGGCCGGCCUCUUUUCGCCUCCAAAUUUUGGAUCCAUCCAUGGGCGCCUCUGUUGGAUUUUUUGGGAGGCAGAGAUCCGUGCACGAGAUCCUCGGGGGAGGAAUUGUUGCAGAUGUGAUGCUGUGGAGGAGGAGAGACAUAACGGUCGGGAUACUGCUUGGAACGCUGGCUGCUUGGGUGGUCUUUGAGAGAUCUGGAUAUACCCUGCUGUCGUUUGCUUCCAAUGUUCUGCUGCUCUUGAUUUCCGUUCUCUUUGUAUGGGCGAAAGCAGCAGCAAUUCUUAACAGGCCCCCUCCACCAAUACCAGAGAUGCAUCUAUCAGAAGAAGCCAUAAAUGAAGCGGCAAUUUUUGUGCAUUCUCUUGCAGAUAUGGCAUUGUCAGCUUUUCAUAGCAUUGCACUUGGAAAGGACUUGAAUCUUUUCUACAGAGUAGCCAUAUGCUUAUUGUUGAUAUCCGUUAUUGGCAGUUUGACUGAUUUUCUUACUUUGGGUUACACAAGCCUUGUCAUCAUCCUAACCAUCCCUGCACUGUAUGAGAAGUAUGAAGAUUGCAUUGACAGAUACGCGCAAUGGGCUUAUGCAGAGUUGCUGAUGUAUGAGAGAGUAUAUGCCAAAUAUUUUAGCAAGGCUAAAAAUUGGAUCCUGGAGAAAAAGAAACUACUCUGAUGGUGUUUUUUGUAAGUGUGAUUGAUGGGGAAUUCUGUCUCCUGUUUUCCUGUUGGCAUAUGUCACUUUCAGAGGUUGAGUGCUGUAUGUGGCAGUAUGAGCGAUGUGUUCAGUUGGGAGGAUUUUGGAGAAAUUAUUUUCUCGGGUUGGAGAGAGUUUAAUUCAUCAACUUAAAUGUCUUGAGUGGUGGGAAAUGACAAGGACUUUAAGAUAUGGAUUUCAUGAACUUUUGUACCUCGAACAACCAGAAACUCCAAGUUUGUACUGAUGGAUUUGCGUCUAUUGAAGUGUAAAGUGGUUGCAGAUUUUUAUUCA